AUGCCCCCACCGGGACCCGGCGGAUUUAUCCCUCCGCCACCCUUCAUGGGCUUACCUGGUGGCUUUAACGUCGGUGGAUCAGGGAUGACUCUUAACGGCGUCCCAGCAGGAGUCGUCGCACCUCAGAAGAGAAGCAAGCAUAAAGUGAAAGCUAAGGGCCAGCUACGAAGAGCCGGAGGGAAGAUAUGGGCUGAUCCAACCCUAUCAGAAUGGCCCAGCGAUGAUUUCCGGAUAUUCUGUGGCGACUUGGGUAACGAGGUAACGGAUGAGUUGUUGUUGAGCUCCUUCAAACAGUACUCUAGUUUGCAGAUGGCCAAGAUCGUUAGGGAUAAACGAUCGGGGAAAAGCAAAGGCUUUGGUUUCUUGAGCUUUCGCGAUCCCGAAGACAUGAUUAAGGCGUUGAAGGAGAUGAACCACAAAUACGUUGGUAACAGGCCUAUUACGUNNNNCUCCGCCGCCACCGGGACGUACUCGGCUGAUCUGAGUUCGUCUGCCGGCCGUCGCGACGAUUCACCACAUUUGGAUGAGUUUGUGAUGCACUCCUCCCUGGACGUAAUUGACGAGGCGAUAUGGAACACGAGUGACACCUUUUUUCCAAUGAUCGACCGCUUCAAUGACUUCCUCAUAUCGGCGUUUGUCGGUCCCUCGAAUGUACGCUUUCUACUCCUACAUCGGCAUACAUCUAUACGUUCCCCACAGCAAUUAGAACAGGACACGCAAAAUAUCCGAACGUUUUUUCAAGAGGUUCAUCUACUCUUCGUAAAGGUCCAAAUGAAUCCCCUGUAUGGAUUGAAGUGGACCGGCGGCCGACAAGUGCGGUGUAAGCACUUCGAUUCUGCUGUAAAAGAGCUAGGGAAGCGACUACUGCUGUGA
Perkinsus marinus ATCC 50983 is the source of this 873-nucleotide messenger RNA. RefSeq names its product rrm-containing protein, putative. The coding region runs from base 1 to 873 and encodes 290 amino acids. Gene Ontology annotation, molecular function: mRNA binding. Lineage: Eukaryota; Perkinsozoa; Perkinsida; Perkinsidae. The transcript has 11 exons. The record is from RefSeq and is a predicted model, not a curated record. Gene Ontology annotation, biological process: endoplasmic reticulum to Golgi vesicle-mediated transport.